AUGGCUCUGACGAAAGGCCUGGAGGUCAUAUUGGCGCAGCUUGAUGCUACUAAGACGAAGCAUUGUGCUCAGUUUGUAGAGCAUGAACAAGCCAAUACUGAUUACCUCGUUGUCAUUGUCUAUGAAUGCUGUUUCUCUGCGUAUAUGACCAAGCUCAAGCUUCUGUUAGGUAUUUACAGUACUAGAAAUAAUAUGAAACAUUACAACGACGACCUCAUGUUUGAAAAGAAUAUAGGAAAACAUACAAGCAUAGGCGAAUCAAAACGUUCAAUAGACAAAGACAGAAAGAGGAAAAUCCAAAAUCAAUUGGUGGUAAUGUUCCAAGCUCACGGAGUCAUAAACGAAGAAAAUUAUUACAAUUUCAAUGUCACUGACAGCAUGGUCUUUCAUUUUGUUAUUUCAAUAGAACGGUUUGGUGCCAAAACCAGUCAGCUCAAUUCUUUACAGAAUUUUGUGUAA
Molecule: messenger RNA, 459 nt
Organism: Acanthoscelides obtectus
Lineage: Eukaryota; Metazoa; Arthropoda; Insecta; Coleoptera; Chrysomelidae
Source: the annotation of a GenBank genome assembly